Molecule: messenger RNA, 3411 nt
Organism: Pichia kudriavzevii
Lineage: Eukaryota; Fungi; Ascomycota; Pichiomycetes; Pichiales; Pichiaceae
Exons: 1
Coding region: 1-3411 (1136 amino acids)
Source: RefSeq, a predicted model, not a curated record
AUGGCAGAUUUAACUAUCAAAUCGUUUAUUCCAAAGUCGAAAUCGAGAUUCAACCUUUUUAUAAAUUAUAAUGACACAUACAAAGAACCAUUAGUGAAAUCGAGCUCUCAGUAUCAGCUAACACCAUCUAAGGACGAUAUUUUCAACGAAGCAUACUGGGAAACUAUGUUCCCCACUGCUGCUUACUUUCAUGUAUAUAAUAAUGUCUUAGGGGAUAUUUUUGCUAUGGUGUAUAAUAACAACCAUAAGUCACUUUCCAACCACACGUUGUCAUCAUUUAUCAUUUCUAAACAUGGAUGUUCUGUCUAUAAUUCGCUAGAUCUCUCAAAACAGUCAAUAUACUAUCCUGCAAUUGAAAAUCUGCCUGAAAGGUAUCGUACUAGUAAAGUUAGAAAGGCGUUGGCCGUAUCAUUGCUAAAGACGUUUGCCAAAUUUGAUAAACUGCUAAUCGAUUCAUUAUACAAACAGGCAAAUCUAAAUGGAAAAGUAUUUGACUGGGAUGAAUCACAAGCUGGUUUGCUGGCAUCCGAGAUGAGGCUGCUAGAUGCAAGACCACCACAUGAUAUAGGCAGAUUUCUAUACAACCUAGGGUAUUUAACAGUGAAUGUUUCAUCGUCUUGCUACAUUGUGGAUGUUGUCUACAAUGAAGAAAAUAAUGAAUUGACAGAUAGAAAUAAUGCCAUGGCUUUUCUGCUGGGGAAACAACUAGAGCAAUUAUUUGAUCCGUUAAGUGAAUAUUCGCCCGAACCAACAGAAAAAGUUUACAAGAUUCCAACAAAUCCUGAGCCCAUAAAUGACAAUGAUCUCAUAAACUCUAUCUGUGAUGAACUAAUAAGUGUUCAAACUAACUACACGGUUCUUUUAGUUCAGUUUUUGAGAAAUUUUAUUAUACCGCUACGAGUUAAAGUGCUUGAAGGCAAAAUCCCCGGAAUUACUACAAACCAAAUAAAUAGGAUUUUUCCACCCACUAUUGAUGAAGUUACGAGGAUCAAUUGUAUUUUCCUUGAUAUGAUAAAACUUGCAAGACCUUACGGUUCGUAUGAAGUUUUGAGAGCAUGUGGUGAAACAAUUCCUUACUUCUAUAAGGCCCAAAUGAGACACGAAGGCGCAAUAAAGAAUUUUUUAGCAGGUUAUGCGUCUAUAAAGGAUAAACUGGAUGAGUCAUAUGACCAAAGAACUAUUCAGACUGCAUUAUACUCGUCUUUAAAUUUGGUUAAAAUCCAGUUAAUUGUCCAAAGACUGUAUAGAAAUAAAGAAUGGCCGGCAAAAUUGGCUGAAAAUGUUGAUCUUUACUUGAAAUCAUGUGAUGACACAAUUUCAUCAUUUGCCAAUGAUCAGCUUAAACCAUACAAUGGGCGAAUAUUCACACCAACGGGGAAAAUCUUAACAGAAAUUGCAGAAAAUUGGCCAUCAUCAUUACAAUAUGGCUGGUUGACUCGGAGAGUUGUAGCAGUUUUUGAUGUUAUUGACGUUUUACAAGAUACUGUUUAUGAUAAGGCGGUAAUAAUAGUGUUCAGUGAUCAUGUUUUAGUUCUAAGUAUAAUUGAUGAUGAGUAUUAUAGGACACUGUGGGACUCCACAACCAAUAUCCAUAAACCCAAUGUAUCUGACAUUUUGAUGCAUUCUUUAACCAACGAAACACCUUUGAAUAAAUUACCCAGAAUGCGAGUGACUAAUUGGGUUUCAAUUAAUGACAUCUAUUCCAUAUAUUAUUAUCAUGAAAAUCGAUCAUUUGUACGAUUUUUCAAUAUAAAGGAUGAUUUGUACACUGGAGUAUACCAACUAGAUGAAGGUGUAUCUGGCAAAUACGUUACCGAAGUUUUGGCACGUUCGAAAGUUCUCAAUAAAUCACAGUCAUUUCACCUAUUCUCUGGUUCAGAAAAUGAGAAUCUGAAAAGAGUCUAUUAUAUAGCACAUGAAAAGAAUGGUUACAACAAUGAGGUUAUGAAGUCACCAUUUUUAAUAUUAUUCAAUGAAAAGUAUACAUCGACUUUGAUGAAUAAAUAUCCAAAUGUUUUCACUCUAAUUACCUUGAACUUUGUCAAUGAUUCGGUUGUAAGGUUGGAAGGAGAAACUAAAUGUAAUGACGAAGACGGCUACUUUUCAUAUGAAAUCGAGGCAGAAAAGUUAAGUGAAUCAUUGACUUCCAUAUUCAGUGAAUUAUUCACAAUGCAUAUGAGCAUCUAUAAUAAGGAUAUGAUUGACUAUCUAAUAAAAAAUAAUGGGUAUUUGAACAAACGAGUCUACAAGGUGGUUGAAGUACCAUUUGAGAAGUUAGAAAGUUCAAGGCAGGAGAUUCUAAAUAAAAAAGUAAUUGAAGUUACUAAGACUAGGGACAGUCGUCCAAGAUCGCAUGAGCUAUUAAACAAACAAGAACAACGUAAAAAGUCACUGUUUGAUAUAUUUAAACGGGAAAAAUCUAAUCAACGUCAAUCAAGUGUUGUUCACCAUGUUAGUCUGAGAAAGGAAUUGAAACCUACAAAACCGUCAAAACCAUCCAAAACUUUAAAGCUGCCAACCCCGUCAGAAACGACAAAUCCGACAGCGCCGGUGGAAUACAAAGAAGAAGUUGAACCAGUGUCUGUGAAGAACCACAUCAAGCGUGACUCUCAAAUGACAGCACCUUUGACUGUGGAAGGAGGUGAAUCACGAGCCUCCGCAUCGAUUUAUGUGAAUUCACAUUUUGAAUUCCCAAUGGAAGCGCCAAAACAUGCUGAAAUCAAGGAACCAAUGUAUGCGAAAUUAGAUGGGACAAAGAAACGUACGUACAAGGAUUCUGUUGAUAUUAUGGGCGGGAUGCUCCAACCUGGGAAGGAAAGGGAAUUUGUUAGUUACGAUGAUGAUCUAUUUGAGCUUUUGAAGAAACCCGAACCAAAGUUAGAAUCUCUUCGUGUUAUAGAGACACCAACACCACCUGUUGAGUGUGUUGCAGAGCCGGUGAGGAGAGUCAAACCUGUUGGAAAGAGCACAUUCAACAAGAGUGAUUCUUUCUAUUUCAAAUUUCAACACUUGAGAGACGAACAAGAGAGACAGCUGCGACGUACUGGUAUCUCACAAGUUCGAGAUGUUGGAUUUUCAUUGCCUGCCUUCAAUCCCGGUGUGUGUGAAGAAGAGGGAGAGAACUGGGAAAUUGGAGAAGAGUCAGUAGAAGAUGUGAGUGAUGUGGCAGAUACCGUACACGUUGGAAAUGAUGAUAAUAUCCAAUUAAUGGAAGAAAAAAUACUAGGCAGAGAGGAGGUUAGUGACGUUUUUGGAUCCCCAGUGUCACUUGGUAAUCCUCUGUCUCCAUUUUUGGAUUUGGAGAUUAGCCGAUUCGAUAUGUCUAUGGGGGACGAUUUGGCUGCAACAUCUGGGGAUGAAUCCCACAUAUUAGAUGAUGGAGAAUUUGAUUACUUGGCUAUGAUUGAGUAG